GCGAACGAUCGAACGCGACGAUCGAGAGAACGCGCGCGGUGUCAAGGAAGGCGAAUAAAGGGCGGCUCGAAAGCGACGCUCUCGAGAGCGCGGAUCUCUCUCUGAUAUCGCGAACGGUGGUUGCGUAUACGUGUCGCGCGAAGAAACGCGGAUGACAGACGAGCGCGAAUCGAUCGCUCGAGAGGCGACACGCGAGUGGAGCACAAGUGACGAUGAGGGUGACCACUCGAUCCGCCGCUCGAUGCUCGCUCGGGCGAUUCGCUGGGAAUCGCCGUGUAAUUUCGCGAUUAAUAGGUUUAGGCGAGAUCCGCGAGAAGAAUCUGCUCGGCCGCGUUUCUCUCACACCGCGGUUCUUGCUUCUUCUCAGCCAGCCGCUUCGCGAAUCGUCUCGCGAUUCGGUCGCUGAUCCCCCGACAGGAACGGAACGGAGCUUGGGAAUGUCGGGAUAUAUAACGUUAUCCCGUAUAGAUAACGUUGUCCCGCAACGGAAAUUGAUAGAGACGCGAGUUCAGUGAUAUAUCGCGACAACGUGCUGGCGCGUCGCAUUGCUGGAAAAGCGCGUGACGGGAAUUCGCAGGCUUAUUCGCGGGGCGAAGUGGGAUUUCGCCCCGUAAGCUGUUUGUCUUCCAAUAUAGUGGCGCAUUUGUUUGUUCUUCUCUUGAUUCCUCGGUAUAAAUGCGUUCAAGGCUGAACGGAAUCGACCGCUAUUUCUCACGUUGGCGUUAGUCAAACGGGGCAGCAUUUGCGAAAUCGGCGCGUACGCGAUACGGCGGCGUUUUCCGAAACCGUAUCGCGAGUAAUUUCACGUUGGAUGUUUACUUGAUAGCAAUCACGUUUAUACACGACGGUUGUGGUUUGUUUGUGCAAACCAUGUAAUUCGAUUUAAAAGCAUACGGAUGUGGAAUUAUUAUAUUGUUAAUAUCUCGCAUUAAUACGCGCGGCACGAAAACAUAAUAGGUAUAAUUUGCACGGCGUUUUCCUUUCUUUUUUUAUCUACGGAUUCUUUAAUUAAUUCUCAAAGUAUGAUUAUUUUAAGAAACAUAUCGUAAAGUUAACAAAUUCUAACUCAUAAAUUAUUCAAAUUAUUAAAAACUUUUACGGUAUAAUUUAUAAUGUAUUUAUAUAAAUAGAAAUAAUGGGAAAGGUAUAUUUGUCAAUUAACUGCAAGAUUAAAAGAUUGUGGAAAAAAACCGUUCAAUAAAAUAAUAAGAGAAAAGAAAAUCUAUUCUCUCCCGAAGAGUCUAUAGAUAAAAGGAAGGUCAGGUGUCUAGUGCGUCAGAUGUAAUGCUGUCUCAAACUCACGCCUGUAAUCUUCAAGACGAAAUAUCUAAUUCAUUGUCCACUUGAUCUAAAUUUCGAUGAAUUAUUCCGGAUAAUUAAAUGGGCUAAUGUCCCGAAGAUCGAGGGAUCCGAAGAUGUUUAAGGAGCCGUGACUGUUCGAGUACUCGCAAACUUUGUGAAGGAAGUGAAGUGAAUUGUACGGGAUUGAUGAAGAAAGUUUCAUACAAUUAAAGGGACAAGCGGCGUAAAGAUGGCAGGUACAUGAAGAUACAUUGUAUUAAAAUUUGUAAGAAGUUAACGAGCCUAACGAGAUUCUGAAAAGGGGAAACUGGAGUUAUUGUUGUGAAACAAUGAGAAGACAUCAUUUGUACGCUUAAUGAAUAUAUACGGGUCUCGGGGGUAGGACGGGAGAAAGUGAGUGUAGAAAAGGAGAAAAAGGGAUCGGACUGAGAGUCCGACAGGCGGGACAAAAUGCGACUGAUUAAAAUGUGAGAUGGAAAUCUGAUAACAUAAAACAGAAAAUAAAGAGAACUUAGCAAACAGAUAGACACCAGUUAGACGAAGACGAGAAGGUUACCUUGUACGCAUAAAAAACCGUGCAGAGUAUAAAAGAAAGCAAAAAGGAGAGACAUAGAUAAAGAAGAUUGGACAAGAUUGCCGGAGGAAAACAAUUACACACAGGUAUUCUCGGAGGAAAUAAAGAAAGCACAUACCGAUAUACAGAGAGUUAAAGGUGGAGAAAUCGAUUCGUGGAAGAUUUAGAACCGGAAGCGGUAAAGUGCGGAAAUCUUGGCGAAAAGGGAAAAGGAAGAUAUUUGACAGAGGUGAGAUUGAUGUUGAAGGGAAAGUGGCCGAGGAGAAGCUAGAUAAAUGAACUCGCCGAGCGGAAAACUUCGCGAAAAGGCCAAAAGGACCAGCAAGGAUACGCGGGGUUUAAGAAUAACCGCGAGGAGAGGCGCAUUCGAACCGGAGAAUGAAUAGGAGGAGGAAAUGGAUUAAUGUGGCAUUAUCACGUGUUCUCAACUAUAAGAAACGAUAAAUAUAUGCCCACGGUAGGAGUACAUCGGAUACAUGACAAGAUUUGCGAGAAGAAGAGAAUUUACCAGGUUUACCUCGCUUAUCUUUGUACUGUGAACGAUGGCGAACGAACGUUCGCGGGUGGGCAACUUCGAAACGGCCGAUUCGCUUUAAAAACGAGCACGUGCUCGCGUCGAGAUCGUGCGGCACGUCGAAGGGAUACAUGGACGCGAAACGCAUUCCGCCGAUCGUAUCGGCCACAAAGUGUUCGCGCGAGCGGUAAGCCGUUCCCGAUCAUCAUCCGUUCUUAGCGAUCGACAGUGCGACGCAGACGCGCGACAGACUCUGUCGAAGACACGCAGAUUCCUUGAAUUCGACCACGUGUUAUACUGUGUUCAGGAAUACAAGACGUCAUAAGGCUCUUACAGAGGAGACUUAGGAAGUUAAUAGGAUAACCGCCAUUAUUUGUCCGGAGCAUAUUUUUACUGCCGAGCCACCGAUUUGAGAGAAGCCAGGGUUUACGUCUUCGUCGUCGUAUCAUCAUCGAUCUCCAACGACAACGUCGGUAUAUAUAUAUUAUAUAUAUAUAUCUUCGUUCUCACAGUGUAGUGCAAUCCCUCGUUCUCGUCGAUGCGGCGGGAACUUCGACGGAAGUGGCAGGGAGUGGAAGCGAUACCGAAAUCGAACGCGGGGUGCUGCCGCGCGGUCUACGGGUACCGUGGCGCGGGUACGUGGUGAUCAUCCCCCGUUGUGGGUCGCCUCGCGUUAGUGUCUUCCGCGACUCGGGGGGGGAGGUCGCGCCAAGGACUCGCCGUCGCAACAUGGGCUGCGAACUUAGCAAACUGGCCACCACGAAAUCGCGCAAUCAAGCCGGAAACGAUGGCUCGCCGCCGCCGCCGCCGCCGGCCGCCACGGAUCCCCGACUUCCGCUCACGGCCAGGCAAAAAUUUACGGUUAUCGCUAGCUGGAAAGCGGUCUCCAGGGCACUGGAGCCCACGGGUAUAUACAUGUUCAUAAGGUUAUUUGAAGAGAACGCGGAAUUGCUAAAUAUGUUCACGAAGUUUCGGGAACUAAAAACAAAGGAGCAGCAGUCCUCGAGCAUGGAAUUAGCCGAGCACGCGAAAACGGUCAUGUCUACCCUCGACGAAGGUAUCAAGAGCCUGGACGACAUGGACGCGUUCUUGACGUACCUUCACGAGGUCGGGGCCUCUCACACGAAGAUCCCCGGCUUCAACCGGCAAUACUUCUGGAAAAUCGAGAAACCGUUUCUGGAUGCGGUGGAACGCACGCUGGAAGACCGAUACUCGGAGAACGUGGAGAACAUCUACAAGCUGACGAUCAAGUUCAUCAUCGAGACGCUGAUCGACGGUUUCGACAAGGCACAGAGCGACAAGGCCAAGUCCUAGUCGUCCUAGUCCCGAGGAUCCGGCACGCACGCGAUCGCCCUCGAUCCUGCGAGAUGUUGACCGCCCCCCUCCGGGUUGGCUCGGCCCCCCGACGUCUGGAACGGGUGAAAGCCAGCCGCCGAUAAUUCUUGGGAAGACGACGACGGGAACGGUCGUCGUUCUUGCGGCGUUGGUUCGCGCGGCGUCGACAUGUCGCUGCUAACGUUUCUCCGCGGAUUCCCGAGAAACAGCGAAAUGCGAGCGCGUGGCGUUUUACGCCGUCGCCCUCGCCGGCCUGAGAUCUUUUUCCCCCCUCGAGCGGGUCUCGCCAUUACACGUCUCCGAAUAUUAGGAACAUGGUCCCGAGUCACUCCGUCGGGACCUCUUCGCAAAAAAAACCGCGCCGCGACGCGAAGCGAAAGAGUCGCGCCGGCUCUCCUGACGAUCGAAGGGUCCUCUCUUUUUAUCUGUCCAACUCGACUGACGAUUAAUGUUGAUUGAAUCUUCGACACGCACAAGCGAGUCUAUUCAAACGACACGAAGGUCCAAAAAAACGUUUGAAGACGUUUAAAAACGUCUGAAGUUUCUGAUCUUUUUUUUAAAAUGUCUUAACGAUAUUAUUUUAACAAUAUCUGAGGAUAUCUAUUCAUAUAAGAAUGAAAAUAUGACAAAUGAUUUUAUAUGUAUUUUUUUCUAAUCUAUCUAACAAAAAUUUGACUUGAUUCGUGAGUUUUGGUUUACUCUUUUCAGAUACCUCAAGUAAUUUUACAAACGUCAAUCUUAAUUUAGGUUUAACUGAUUCCUCGCCUCCUUCUAAUGCCACAGUUCCGGGAAAGAGGCAAAGAGUAGGUUAAACUAAGAUUAAAGCGUCGGCAGUGAAAUCAAACCCGAAAGUGCUAUAAUUCCAAGUUUAUCUGGAAUCUACCGGGUGAUCGACCGGUUUUUUACGAACGGUGUCAAAACGCCUGUAGAAAAAUUGGUUCUCCGCAGAGAGAUUUGCUUUCGAGAUUUACGAAUUGUGAAUGUGUGUUUUUUUUUUUACAUGCAAAAUAUUGUCCGCGAAUGAACAAAUUCCGAGAGAUAAAAAUGAAAACAUUCCAGGAAUGGAAUGGGUAUGUGCUUUUUAUGAAUUUAUCAAAUUUUUGUGUCGUGAUAUCAAAGAGAAAGACACUUCAACUCGUUACUGUUAUUAUUCAUUUAUUGUUUCAUUGAAAGUUUGCGUUCCAUUUCUUAUGAUCUUGCACAUGAAAUGUGGUGACAGCAUUCGCAGCAUUUUGAGAAAAAAACCCAACUAAAAAAGCUUACUGGAUUCUUUUUAAACAUCCUGAAAAUAAAUCUUCAAGGGGUGAGUUCGAGUACACGUGUUUAACUUUAUCGUGUCGCGCGUGCACAAGCAAAUAUUAAUUUUUUUUCCAUUAUUUUAAUUUAUUUUCUGUACCGUCUGUUAUUUAUUUUCCUUCGUCAACGAGUAAGCUUCCUCUAGUUUUAAUACGUUUAACAGGAGCAAAACGUAAAGUGACACACGUCGUUAUUGAUCAGACACAGAAUUAGAUGGAAGGCGGUGGGAGGGCUCUCCUUUCCCGCAAGAAUCCGAUCUUAAGAGGAUUACUAAAACGUGUAACUUUGGUCAACUAUAUAAUACUCCUCGUUAGAGCGGGAUACGCCGAAAUAAAAGUUUUUAUUACGAUACUACUACAAGUAAAAUAAGGUUCAACCAGCCGCCAAUAUUCGCCGCACACCAGCGCCAAUUUAAGGGCGUCCAUUACAUCGCUAAGGGAACUCUUAUUAACUUCUCACGAGUGCUAAUAAAACCACUUAAUGCGUAGAUAACGGCGAUUCUUUCAUCAUGCGCGUCGCGCAUAUCCACAUAAUUAACUACGAAUUUACGGUAUCAAGCGUGCAAAAGGAAAGAUGUUUUCCAUUUAAUCCUCUUUUCACGCGCUUUUUCACGCCAAAGGCUCUUUACGGAUAACGAUUAUUCAUUCUUCUAAUAAUAUUAAACUGCUUUUACUCGCGAGGGAUGCAAAAUACCCGACUUUCGAGGUAUUUGUAACUCUCUUGCAGGAUGAAAAAUUCCCAGCUUCUGCGAUACACAUAAAUCGCAUAUAAAGUUCAAUGAACAAACGACAAAAGAUUUACGCAUCGUUGCGCGUACGUUGCGAAUCGUGGUUCGCACUUAAUUGAAAGAAUCACUCAAAUCCAUUUAGCCGAUGUUUGCAGAAACAACCCGUGUGGCAUGCGUUCUGCAGUAAUUCAAUGAUCUCAAUUCGAUUAUCUCGCCGAGAGGUUUCUUCCUUUUCCAAAUCGAGCGAAUCGAUGCCCUACCAUCAAUUAUAGCCGAUAUAUACCGCGCAAAUUACCACCGUUAAUUCGAAAUCGCAUCGCUCGGAUCUCGGAGAGAGAGAGAGAGAGGGAGAGAGACGGAUAUACCGAAACAAUUCACACGAACUUCGCGAGUUUGAUAAUAACCGCGGUGUAUCUUCCCGCAAAGAGAUACUCUCUCUCUCUCUCUCUCGGCAGGUUGAGCCUGCCGGCGCGAGAUACCACAUUUUAUGCCCGCAUUAAGCCCCCGCGAAUAUUCGCAGCGGGGAUUCGGGCUCAUCGGGACCGAUUUCAUACGCGUUUCCGACUUCCAAUAUGCGCUCGAUAAUUGAUACAAGCGCGGUGGCAGAGCGGCGGUGGCGGUGCAACCAGUCAAUCGACGCCGACUACUGCCUUUUAUUCGCGGCGGCCUUGGAUUAUAUAAGUCACGCAGGAUACCCACCCGCGAUGCGAGGCCGAGUGCAUGUGAAUGCAAAUAUCUAUUGUCUUGGAACGGGGUCGCGAUUUAAUCGUAAAAACAACUCGUUGGUGUCACCUCGCCCUUGUGACCAUUACGUAUCGUCCGUGCGAAAAUUUGUACGUGUCUAAUCUCGCCGAAUUCGUCGUAAGCCUGUCGAAAGCUCGUGCGUGAAAAAUCUGUCAUUAAAAAAACCGGUGUAAAAAAAAUCGAAAAUCACAUCACUUUUGCGAAGGAGUUCUUCCGCGCGAUGUAAUACGCACCUGGACUUUGAUGUACCACGUGUGCGGCGAGUGACGUUUUAAUGAAAUAUGUCAACCGAGAUUGACGUUUUUAUGCUGUUUGUUGAUUUAACUCGUAGAAAACUGCGACAGUCAGCGACGAUCGGCACCAACGCAUCUCAUUGAUUUCAGAUAAAAUAUAACCAGCUGUCGAUAAAGAGCCGGGUAUAUUUGUCAAAAAUUGCGUUUAUAUUUCGCACAUAAUUGGACGCACAAUUUUUCAGCUGUUGCUCACGGAGUUGCUCGUAACUCGCGAAAAAUGACAAUAUCUGUCAAUUUUCAGCUUGUCAACUUAUAGCUUUUUUUUCCUGUUUGCGUACAAUUUUUCUCUCUCGGAAUUGAUAAUCAAAAAUUAAAUUAGAAAAAUUUCGGGAAACAUGCUUAUCGCUGUUACUGUUAAUAAACUGAUACAAAUUUGUAUACGUUAGUUAGACGAAAGUUCUGUCGGAAUAUCGCCGAGAAAAGUUGCCAAUCCUGAUGCUCGACGAUUUUUUACACCGUGUCCAGAAAUUUUAUAUACAUUCGCCGCGAGAAAUAUUUGAGAUUGCAUGUAAAUAGAGACGUUUACAUUCUGUUAUCUUGCCAUCUUCCUGUUUCAUGCUAAAAUAACACUAUAUCAAUAUGAAAGCAUGCGCAACUUGCGUUCCUCGUUUCGCGUUCGUCGCGAGAUCGAUCGCGGUGAUCGUAGAUGACACGUAAAUAGAAAGAGGGCACGCGGGAAUUAUUGAUACUCCUCCGAUCGAUCACAGGAUUGUCAUGGCAUACGCGAACUGAAUUAGAUUCUAAACGCCUAUCCGAAGAGGAUAGCCGUUUAUAAACUCCCGGUGAUUCCAUCAAUCUUCCAAAUCUGAAUUUCUUCGCGACUAAAGACGCGUUUAAACGAUCAAUAACGACGAUCCUAUUAUCCUUAUUUCCAUCAUUUAUCGUCAUCGUUAUUAUCAUUUCCGAAUUCCGAUAUCAAUUUCAAUUUUCAAUUCUUCUUUUUUUCAGAGAAGAUUCACUCGAAAAGAAUAUCCGCUCAUAUUCCUGUACGUGCCACGAAGGAGUUCCGUAUAUAACUUUUUACUUUGUAGUUUCGUACUUUGUUGUCUUUUAUUUCUAGCGAGGCGAAAGAGUGCAAAGAGUGAAACAGUACAAAGUUACUUUAUUCAUUAAUAAUUCGAAUGGUUGGAUUCUCAGCGGCACGCCCGAUUCGAACCUCGAUGAUACCGAAUAUCCGAGAGAACGGCCAGGACUCUUCGAUCGUCAACGGGAAAACUUGUAUAAAUUUUUACUCUUAUCGUAAGUGGCAGUGGAAAAAAAAAAGUGUGGUCUCUAGGGUAAUGGGCCCUUCGCGCAAAUGUCAAUUUCCUAGGAGGUCUCGGGAAGGCAGAAGGCCUCUCCGUCUCUGUAUCUUCCUCGCCGUCUUUAUCUAUCUCUAUUUCUCUCUGAGGACGAUUCGCGCCCAUGUUGCUCUCUCCACGCUCGGAUCCGGCGCGCGGAUAUCGUUGAUGUUGACCCUUGGAAAAGGUCGCGACCGACACGAAACGCGACCGACUGCGGGAGGACACGUGACUUAACGGGGAGACAAUCCCAGAGGCGUGACACGCGAUGCGAAUCCAUUAGAACCCGCGCGUCUGUCGUAUUUUAUUUAUUACAAUUAUUCUCGGAAAAGUUCUCUCGUUUAAUAAUCCUCGUAAAAUGAUAGACGUUAAUUUCCAUCAUCAAUGCAAAUUGCAUUACCGCGUUUGUUCCAAUUACGUAAGCCAUUGAAAGAGAAAAAAAAACGCUUCGUUGGAAGGCCGAAGGCGUAGUUGUUUCGAGUGGGGAAAAAAAAAUUAACGCCGGCCGUACACGCAGUCGCGUUUAAAACGGUACGUUAUUUCCACGCCAAUAACUGCCAUCGCAACAUCCCCGCGUUUGCCACCAAAAUAGCGUCCACUUUUCAUUAUUAGGGCACUCCGCAUAUACGGCUUAAGAUCCCAUGGAUAUUUAAAGAUGAAUUACCUAGCAGACAUUCGUUGCUGCAGCUUCGAGAUCGUUCGCGAACGCAUUUGGAAAAUGUCAGACUCGGUUUCGCGCAAAAGUAGUGCGGAGAGCCAAGAAUAGCGCCCUACUUGUCUGAGGUUUUCGUCCGCGUUUUCUUCUUUAAUCGAAAAUGAUCAUUAGAGUGCGGCCCGGUCGAGACAAAGGCGAAACUGCAUCGCGAGAAGGAACGAUGACGAUAACGUUCAUCUUUGUUCUUCCCUCGGCAAUGUACAGUCCAGCUGUGUACCGCUUCCUUUUAGGGACGAUACACAUUACCGAGUCGCCCUAUCAGUCAUUAACUUCGUUAACCCCCGUACCACGAAUAAUCAAACUAACCGUUGCGCGUCGUCGUACGCAGAGAAACUUCCUGCGGGACGAACGAUAAACGGACGAUAAAUAACGACGGCGUGUCGCGAAAAUCGAUUUUCCAACGAAGACAGGAAGGUUUUUGCGAUACCGUACUUCGGAGUGACGCCAAGCGCACGCGGGCUCCCACGUUUGGCGCGCAAAACGGCAAUUUCCAUUCUGGACUUAAAUUAUCAUUCGCCCCACACACGCGACUUUGGCGCAAUAUUAAUAUUUAGCAUGUUCGAAACACGCUAUCGCAAGAAGUCUCUAAUAGGGAGUCUUUCUCUCUCUGUUUCUCCCCCUCUCUCUCUCUCUCUCUCUCUCUCUCUCUCUCUCUUUCUCUCUUCCUCCUUUCCAUAAAUACACGGUGAACGCUGAAGCUUUUCGUAAAGUUACUUUCAUCUUAGAUUUAUAUAUCACUGUUCAUCUUGAUACGACAUUAACGUUUUGUAACGCUCGAAGAGGACACGCUAUCACCAAAGUAUUCUAUACCGCUAAGGUAUUUAAAUACGAAGAGAGGAUUUCGAGAAACGCGAUCCAUCAUGUCACGCUACCGCGGUUCGCUCUCCGCUCGCCGGGACCGGCGAAUACGUUACCUCAGGGAGAAAGAGUACGUGUGUUCAAUAGC
Messenger RNA from Wasmannia auropunctata (little fire ant), 9726 nucleotides. Its product is annotated as neuroglobin-like. Gene Ontology annotation, molecular function: oxygen binding; heme binding. Bases 3120 to 3704 code for a protein of 194 amino acids. The transcript has 4 exons. NCBI's taxonomy places the organism in Eukaryota, Metazoa, Arthropoda, Insecta, Hymenoptera, Formicidae. The record is from RefSeq and is a predicted model, not a curated record.